Molecule: messenger RNA, 1884 nt
Organism: Lethenteron reissneri (Far Eastern brook lamprey)
Lineage: Eukaryota; Metazoa; Chordata; Hyperoartia; Petromyzontiformes; Petromyzontidae
Gene: HACE1
Product: HECT domain and ankyrin repeat containing E3 ubiquitin protein ligase 1
Biological process (GO): ubiquitin-dependent protein catabolic process; membrane fusion; protein polyubiquitination
Cellular component (GO): cytoplasm; Golgi membrane; nucleus
Molecular function (GO): ubiquitin protein ligase activity
Source: RefSeq, a predicted model, not a curated record
AUGCCGGCGGGCCUUUCCAGCAGCUACGAGGCGCAGAUGCACCGGCUGCUCCGCGUGGUGCGUCUGCUGUGCCACCUGUACCACGCGGGGUCGGCACGCUCGCCCACCACCACCGGCGCCAAUGGGCGAGCGUUUCCCACCACCCGCACCCUCCGCUCCACCGUCUUCAAGAGGGGCGGUGACCCACAAAGUGCGAAGAACAGCUGGCAAACAGCACUUGCCCUAACAGCCUAUCCACUGGAACCCCUGUGGCACUCGCUCAACGAGUGGCUCGUGCUGCUGGGGGUCGAGCUGCAGUCCACCCAGACCCUCGCGGACCCCCCCGGCGAGGGGGUCCGGGCCGCGCUCCUCCGCAAGCACGCGGCGCAGGCCGAGGCGUCGGGGCCCGUCUCCGACCGGGGGGCCCGCGCGACCCCCCCGGAGGGGUCGGACGACGCGGGGGACGAGGGGGGCGAGACCGCGAGGCGGGGGGGCCCGGACCGCCCAUCCCCCGCCGUGCCGGCCGCGUCUCCCGGCGACCCCGGGGAGGAGGGGACGCGGGCCCCCACCUCCUCGCCCCCGCCCGGCCCCCGUCCACGCCCGGACGCCGGGGGGGACAAGGCCGCCCCCCGCGCGGAGGCCGACGCGUCGGGCCGCCCCGGGGAGCAGGAGGAGGCGGAGGGGGGGCCGCCGGCGGACCCCGAGCAGGGAGAGGACGUGAUCGAGGUGACGGCCGAUCGGCUGAGCGCCGUCAUCCAGGCCUUCUACCUCGUCUGCUCGUGCACCACGCCCGACGGGCUCACGUCGCCGCGCUUCAUCGAGUUUGUGUGCCGGCACGACGGGGUGCUCAAGUGCUUCGUCACGCGGAAGCCCAAGAUCAUCUUCCACCACUUCCACUUCCUGCUGGAGUGCCCCGAGCUCAUGUCGCGCUUCAUGCACAUCACCAAGUCUCAGCCCUUCAAGGAUCGCUGCGACUGGUUCUACGAGAACCUGCUGUCGGACGGACAGGACACGGCCAUGGUGCACCGUCCCGUCAGUGAGGGCGACGUCCUGCUCGUCCACAGAGACUCGGUGUUUGAGAGCAGCUGUGAGAUGGUGUCCAAGGUGAGCCAGGAGAAGCUGAAGCAGGGGAUCGCCGUGCGGUUCCACGGGGAGGAGGGCGUGGGCCAGGGAGUGGUGAGGGAGUGGUUCGACAUUCUCUCAAACGAGAUCCUCAACCCGGACUACGCUCUCUUCACGCAGUCCGCCGAUGGAACGACGUUUCAGCCAAACAGCAACUCCUCCGUGAACCCCGACCACCUGAACUACUUCCGCUUCGCGGGGCAGAUCCUGGGCCUGGCCCUGUACCACCGCCACCUCGUCAACGUCUACUUCACCCGCUCCUUCUACAAGCACAUUCUCGGCAUCCCCGUGAGCUACCGGGACGUGGCCUCCAUCGACCCCGAGUACGCCAAGAACCUGCAGUGGAUCCUGGACAACGACAUCUCGGGGCUGGGCCUGGAGCUCACCUUCCUGGUGGAGACCGACGUCUUCGGGUCCAUGGCCGAGGUGGAGCUCAAGCCCGGGGGCUCCGGCGUGGCAGUGACCCAGGAGAAUAAGGGGGAGUACGUGCAGCUGGUGACGGAGUUGAGGAUGACGCGCGCCAUCAUCCCGCAGAUCAACGCCUUCCUCGCCGGGUUCCACCGCUUCAUCCCCCCUGCCCUCGUGCAGCUGUUUGACGAAUACGAGCUGGAGCUGCUGCUGUCCGGGAUGCCGGAGAUCGACGUCGAGGAUUGGGAGCGAAACACGGAGUACGGGAGCGGAUAUGAGCCCAGCGCCCCCGUGAUCCAGUGGUUCUGGGAGGUGGUGCAGGAGCUCUCACAGGAGGAGCGGGUGCUACUGCUGCAGUUUGUCACCGGCAGGUGA